AGUAGAACAAUAUUUUUAUUAAUUAUAAUCGUACUCCUCAUAAUUAUUCCCACAACAUCCAAUACAACUCGAUGAUUAUCGCCGAUAUCUGCGGGUCAGGAAUGAGGAAUCAUCUUCAAGAUAGAAGGAGCCGAGUUUUGGGGGGUAUAAAAGGAAGAGCAUCGAGCAUCGCACAGAACACAGAACGCACCGGCAGUUGGCUGUGUCGUACCACGGUGUAUUGUGUGUCUGUCAUGUAAUUGUAAUCUGUCGUGACCGUACCGUAAUCGAGUAUUUAUGGCGUACAGCAGCCAGUCUUCAAUUUUCCCUUGAACCUCGAUCGUUUAUUACUUUAUUUUCCGUACUUAUCUAAAAUCGUGAUGUACCUUCCGCGCGAUUGUUUCAGUGCAUUGUAUAAUUUAAUGAUUCAAACGUAUACUUCGUGGAACGUUUUACCUUUAUUGCUUAUCAAGCACCGGCUUAUUUAUCAACACCAAUUAUCGUUUAGUAAUUAUUUUGUAGCGAAAAGUCGUAUUUAAUUUAUUUAUUUAAUUAACAUAUCCAUUUGUGAUCGUAAUUGUAUUUAUAUCUUAAAUUAAGGAAUAUACGUGCGCGAAAAUAUAAUAUUUAAGAAAGUGGAUAAACGAAUAGCGUAUUAGGAAUUUUAAUUGAGAAUAAAAAUUUGUCUCUGCAAUUAAUGCAUCCUGCAAGAAGCAACAUGUUCUUCGUUUGUGUUACCGUCGGCCUUGUGUUACUGGCCUCCAAGUACCGCAAAAAUGUCUUUCAAAGCGUCAAACAGCUUUGUCAAAGUAUAAAGACUAAGAGCAGUUCUAAGCAGAACGAUAAUAGAAAGAAGGAUUUUAAAAUUACAUUGGAUAAAAUUAUUUUGGCUGAUACACCAGAGAAAUGUGAUUACGCCAUUCAACGUAUUCGCUGCAAUUUAUCGGAUAAUGUACUGGGAUUUGAUUGCGAGUGGGCUAACGAAGGACCCGUAUCCUUGCUUCAACUUGCUACGUUCAAUGGAGUGUGUGGUCUCUUUCGCAUUAAUAAAAUCGGAUACAUCCCACAAAAUCUAAAGGAACUGUUGGCCAGUAAACAAAUUCUUAAAGUUGGAGUUGCUUCGUACGAAGAUGGACAGAAAAUAAUAGCGGAUCAUGGAUGCAAUGUUUGCAGCACGCUCGAUCUGAGAACUUUGGCACAACGUGCAAAUUUGCCUUGUCCAAAAAGCUUAGCUGCAAUGAGCUUACAAUAUUUAAGUUUGGAAAUGGAUAAAUUAAUUGAAGUGAGAUGUAGCGACUGGGACGCUGGCACUCUUGCUGACGAACAAGUAGCGUACGCUGCUUGCGAUGCGAUUGCGUCUGUUCUUAUUUAUGACCAGAUCGUGCAAAGGAUGAAAGAAAAAUAUUCUCUAUGGCAAAACUUGAUAGAUUAUAUAAAAAGUCUAUGUAAUAGAAAGUUAAAUACGCAGUUCCACAACUUGCCUAAUGGUAUAAUCGAUACAAGGUUCAGGGCUCAGCCAACAAACACAAUUGUUAAUCAGAAGAAUAUGAAGAAUAGUAACAUCGACAAGAUUAGAAAUAUGAAAGAUUUGAAUAUGAAUAAUACCGUCGGACACAAAAGUAACAUACCUACGAGAAAUAAACCGUUGUACCAUAAUUGUUAUUUGCAAGCCCCGGACGGGGAGAUAUUGUGUACAUGCGAUCGGAAGAAAGCUGAAUGGUAUAUAAGCAAACAAUUGGGAGAAGUGAUUGAAAAGGAACCAUUUACCGUGAGAUUGAAGUUCGAGCCAUCAGGACGUGCCUUGGGUGAAGUUGGACAAUACUAUACCCAAGUAAAAGUCAAUCAGUGUGUAGUUUGUGGAACAUCGGACAACUUUAUUAGAAAGAACGUUGUGCCUCGAGAGUACCGGAAAUAUUUCCCCCUGGUGAUGAAAGCUCAUCAGUCGCACGACAUACUAUUGUUGUGCCCAACUUGCCAUGAAAUCAGCAAUUGCCAUGAUCUGCAGCUCAGAAGAAAGUUGGCAGACAUGUGCGAUGCACCGCUGGCUGGCCCAUUGACUCACGUACGUAACAAAUAUGUACACAACUGGAGGAAACUACACUCGGCAGUCAAAGCUCUAAGAGAGAGUUCAACUUUGCCCGACGCACGACGUAAGGAAUUAGAAGAGUACAUCUUAGAAUGUACGAACAAGCAACAAGUUACACCGGUUUUACUAGAUUUAUUGAAUAACGAAUUAAAAAAUGCUAUGGCUUCGGGACCAAACUGUGAUCAAUCCAAGUGUCAGUCUCACGGUUUAAAGGUGGUCCAAUACUUUCAAAGAAAAGAAGCAGGAUUAGUUGAAUUGGAGCGUAUGUGGAGGGAACAUUUUCUUUUGACUAUGAAGCCAAAGUAUCUACCGAACUUAUGGUCUGUUCGUCAUAAUCAAGAAAGGCUAAGUAUUCGACAGUCUCAAAACAGAAUUGAACCACAAGAUGCAAAGGUAGCUGGUUUGGCAUAUUGAAUUUUAAACAUUAUGUACAUAAAGGACUCGUAAAAGAGCGAGUACUUGGAUUAAAAGACUGUCUUAUAAAUUUGUAUCACACCUCAUGUGCAUAUAUUUAAAUGUAUAUACAUAUAUUAUUUAUAUAUGUACAUAUACACAGACAUACACGAGAUUCGACAGUGGUUUUAUUUCCUCCUCCUUCGUUGUAUAUCAAAAUGUAUCGCGAGUUAUUUACAAGAAAUAUAGACUGAAAUGA
Ceratina calcarata is the source of this 2717-nucleotide messenger RNA. It is a transcript of the gene Exd2, whose product is annotated as Exonuclease 3'-5' domain-containing 2. Gene Ontology annotation, molecular function: 3'-5' exonuclease activity; nucleic acid binding. The transcript has 8 exons. Bases 677 to 2479 code for a protein of 600 amino acids. Gene Ontology annotation, cellular component: cytoplasm; nucleus. NCBI's taxonomy places the organism in Eukaryota, Metazoa, Arthropoda, Insecta, Hymenoptera, Apidae. The record is from RefSeq and is a predicted model, not a curated record. Gene Ontology annotation, biological process: nucleobase-containing compound metabolic process.